AUGACGGAGGCGGCCGCUACGUUCGCUCGUGACCUAGACCAACAAACUACAGUAGACGACGUUGACGACGAGGAUGUUGCCUCCGAGCCUGAACAUACCCACGCCGAAGAGCCCAAAUUGAACGUGGACCCUGUACAAGAGUUCCUCAAACCGUUAGUCCUAGAGGAAUCGCGACUCUACAAUCUAGCUCGUCGCUUCUCGGACGUAUACCGACAUCUAGCUCUGACAUCUGAUCAACAGUUCCUGCCGACGCCUGUGACACAACUACCGACUGGUGAGGAAGUGGGGCGUUAUUUGGCGAUUGAUGUUGGAGGUAGUAAUCUACGGGUAGCGUUUAUUGAGCUGUUGGGUGAAGAUGCGGAUUCAGAUAAAAGUCCCGGCAGUGCUUCGGAAAGGUCACGCGAUACGAUCCGCAAGGCUCAACGACAGCGUGUGAGACGGACACUGGAAAAAGCAUGGCCCAUCCAGGAACAUUUGAAGAAGGACAAAGCAGAAGACCUGUUUUCGUGGAUAGGCGAUUGCGUCGCCGAAGUUAUAGCCGACAGUCUUUCUUCGGAUGCUACCAAGGGAGAUAUUCCGGAGGAAUUGGAAAUGGGCAUUACAUUCAGUUUUCCAAUAAUGCAGGAAUCAGUGGACGAGGCUACGCUCAUGCCAAUGGGCAAAGGGUUUGCAAUCACAUCCGAUCUGAAUUUGCGCAACAUGCUCCUUUCAGGUUAUGAAAAGCAUACAAGACGAAAUGAUGACGACGAGCCAUCGUCCAAACGACGGAAGCUCUAUGCGCUUCCGAAAUUGAAAAUUGCCGCCAUUACCAAUGACACCGUUGCGACUUUGGUCUCGUCGGCCUACUGCGUAAAGUCAUUACCCAAUAGCCGUGUUACAAUGGCUAUCAUCGUGGGGACGGGCUGUAAUGCGACGAUACCCAUGUCACUGAGUGAUUUACACGAAUCCAAGGCUAAGCUGGUCAGUUCAAGAGACCCUAUGGCUACGCAAACAGUAGUCAACACAGAAAUCACAAUCUCGGGUGCAGCGGCUCCGCUGAAAGAGCUCAACAUUGAGACGAAAUGGGAUAUUGAACUUGACAGGGCAUGUUCUCGACCUGGUUUCCAGCCCUUUGAAUAUAUGACUGGUGGACGAUACGUUGGCGAACUCGUACGAAUUAUAUUCUUCGACUAUCUUACCAACGUACUCGGAGUCACCAAGAAAGAGUUGCCGGCCAAUUUGGUUCAGGAAUAUGCACUCUCCACAACCUAUAUUUCCCACAAAGUUGCGCGUAGUCGAUCAGACCAGGAAUUAGCAGUGGAACUGACGCGGUCCUUGCCUCCGCCGGAAUCGAGUGAAUGGUCGUGGACUAAAGACACAGCAGGCGCAUUCCGGAAAAUCGCCCGAGCUGUUCAAACACGGUCAGCAGGGCUGAUUGCGUCUGCAGUCGUGGGACUCCUCGCAUGCACACGAGAGAUUCAACUGCGAGACGACAGUGCACGAAACUCACCUCAACCUCCCCUAGGCGAAGAAGAUCCUUCUCUGAACUCCACCACAUCCACAUAUCAAGACAACCAAUUCUCAGCUGCAGUUACAUCCGCCGUAACCGCAGCUGCGAAAUCACUCUCAACAACGAGCGGAAACAAUACUAAUAAUCAACGAGGUCUCAUCGUACCCGUCCUCGCACCAGCCCCAGCAGACUGGCAAUCCGGCCCCGAAGAAUUGGUCGUCGCCUACACUGGAGGCAUCAUCCAAAAUUACCCCAACUUCAAGGAAACGUGUCAGUCAUAUAUCGAUCGCAUGAUUAUGCGCACGGGUCCUCAGAAGAGUGGCAAGUCUGUGUUUUUACGGGAGGCUUCUGAUGGAGGUGUGAUUGGGGCUGGGGUUCUUGCUGGUAUGGUUGCUGGAAGGGUUUGAUAAUUAUCUCGUCCUUUACGUUAAGAAUGGUGUCAUUGGGAAUUGAGAAGAGCAGUGAGCACAAGUGAGAUGAAGAGAUUCGAGAUACUAUAUAGGAGUUGGGGGUUCGGUGUUAGUAUGAGGUUGGCGUUCUCUUAUAGCCUAGG
This is a messenger RNA of Talaromyces stipitatus ATCC 10500, 2042 nucleotides long. RefSeq names its product hexokinase family protein XprF, putative. Gene Ontology annotation, molecular function: fructokinase activity; mannokinase activity; D-glucose binding. The transcript is spliced from 2 exons. The record is from RefSeq and is a predicted model, not a curated record. NCBI's taxonomy places the organism in Eukaryota, Fungi, Ascomycota, Eurotiomycetes, Eurotiales, Trichocomaceae. The coding region runs from base 1 to 1896 and encodes 631 amino acids. Gene Ontology annotation, biological process: intracellular glucose homeostasis; glycolytic process; glucose 6-phosphate metabolic process. Gene Ontology annotation, cellular component: mitochondrion; cytosol.